This is a messenger RNA of Amoebophrya sp. A120, 766 nucleotides long. The record is from the annotation of a GenBank genome assembly. Lineage: Eukaryota; Dinophyceae; Syndiniales; Amoebophryaceae.
GUAGUUCUUAGGUUUCUUUUCUUCCUCCAUGUUACAACUUUUCCGGACACAGAAAACUCUUUCGCCAUGUCAUCUCCGCCGUAUCUGUUCUCGUUGCUGGGGAGUUCGAAAUCCCUGUCCGCUGCGGGCGUCGUCGGUUGGUCGCAGUCCGCCACAGACGAAGCGGUGCUCAAUGACGACAGCCUGGACGCGCUGAAAAAGUUUCGGCAACUGUUCGGCAUUUCCCUGGACUGGACCAAGUUUCCCGUCGUCCGGGUGGCCGAGUGUGACCCAGAGCACAAGUAUGUCAAGCGGGCCGGGUGCCGACCGGGCGAUGUGCUGCUCGCGUUGUGCAGCACGGUGGACCGCGUCACGUUGGUCACGCAGUGGUACAUCUCCGGCAGUACCUCCCCGGAACACGUCAUCAUGGAGAGGGUGUAAUUUUUUUCUCGAUUGGUUUCAAGCCAAGAAAAGAGCAUCAUGAUAAAGUAAGACCGGCUGCAGAUAGAAGUGACAGUGAGAAUAUCUGUGGUGAUCCACCUGGUCUUGUUCUUUUUGUGUGAACAAUGAAUAAUUUUCGUAACAAGGUUGACUUGAAUACGCGUGAUCAUAACUUCAAUGCUUUGUCCACAGGUCAAGCAACGCAUCAAAGAAAAGAAACCGCAAGUGGUGUCCUUCAUCUUUUUGUCGCAUAAAAACGCGCACGAGUACUUGCAGCUGCAGAUACCGGACUUGCAGACCGGCAAAAAGCCGGGGCUGUCUUUCGCGCGAGGCACGGGGAAGGUGA